This is a messenger RNA of Adineta steineri, 5310 nucleotides long. NCBI's taxonomy places the organism in Eukaryota, Metazoa, Rotifera, Eurotatoria, Adinetida, Adinetidae. The record is from the annotation of a GenBank genome assembly.
AUGAGUGAGACAAAUACUGAACCUUCUACGGCUGAUUCUGCCGUAAAUGUAUCUGAAACACCAUCAACACCCAUACUUAUUUCUUCUUCACCUUCCAGUACGGUUGAUGAUGAAACAAAACGACGUAAAAUUUUAAGUAAACUAUGGGGCAAGGGUAAUAAAUCAUCACAUAAAGUACGAGAACUUGAAAAAAGUACAAUUAACAAUAACAGUGAUUCAUUACUUCAUAAUAAUGGUCAACAACAAUUAGUUGAUAAUUCAAAUAAUCAUUCUUUAUAUUCUUCUACUAACGAUACAAAAUCAUCAACAGAAGAUAGUUCGAACAGUAUUAAUAGUAAACCCUUGGCUGUAGUCAAACCGAUUGUUGUUGUUAAAUCGGGACUUAACGGGACUUCAGCUACUGAUCGAACACGUAUUAACAGUGAAACAUCAUCAGCAACUACUAUUCAAACAAAUGAAACAAGAGCAAGUACAGUGACUGGAAAACAGUCGUCAUCUACAACAACCGAUCAAACAUCAAAUAAAAAGAAGAAAAAUCAUAAAAAUGAUGAUUCAAAAAAGAAGAAAACUACAAAAGACAAGUCAAAAGAACGUGAUCGAUCAAAUCAUCAUCAUGAAACAGAUGAAAAAACAAAUAGAAAAAAGAAUUCACCAUCAAAAAGUCGUCGACAUGAAGAAUUAAAUGAUAAUCAUCAUAAAUCUUCUCGGUAUCAUUCAUCCUCAACAACUUCAACAUCCAAUAAUAGACGACGAUCACCAUCUACUGAUAAUGAUUCAAGAAAUCGUAGAUCAAAUCGAUCAACAACAUCAAAAAAAAAUGAAUCAUCAUCUUCAAAACGAUCAUCAUUAUCUCCAAAAGAUCAUCAUAAAUCUUCUUCUCAUCGUCAUCGUCGUCCAUCAUCUGCAACAGUUUCUCCAUCACCAUCACGAUCUCGUCGUUCAACAACAACAGGAGAUCGUCCACAAUUAAAAAAUUCUUCAUCACCCAAGAAAGAUGAGCAUAGUUCUACAACACCUAUGAAAUCAAAUCGACAACCAACUGAAUCGAUUUCGAAUAGUAAAUCAAUACAUUCAAAUAAUCGUCAACAUAGUUCAAAUACAACUAAUAACAAUGAUACUCAUCAUCAUCAUAAAACACGAAAAAGUGAUGAAAAUUCAUCUAAAACACAAGAUACUUCACAUGAACAUCAUUCAUCUGCAUCUUCGACUAAAAAUGAAAAAAAUAAAAAUUCAACAAAUCAUAAUGAAAAUAAUUCAAAUCGAAGAAAAAUAUCUUCAUCAAGAGAUGAUCGACGAAGUCAUAGUCGACAUCGUUCAAAAUCACGUGAAGAUAGAACAAAUCGAAAAACAAUUGAACUAUCAAAUUCUGAUGACAAUUCACUUAAUAAAACUAAAACAAAUCAUGAGAAAGAUUUAAUAAUAAGUAUUGAAAAUCCUAGUAAUGAUAAAAAAUCUAGUCGUGGUUCAUCUAUUCCAUCGACAAAUAAUGAUCAUCGAAGAAAAUCUUCUUCGGAUUAUCAUCAUCAUAGUCAUCGAUAUGAUCGUCAUGAUUCACCUUCAAAUUAUGAUCGAAAAAGUGAUCAUUAUCAUGAUUCUCAUCGUCAUCGUUCUUCAUACUAUUCAAAUACUCAUUAUGUUCAUCAUCAUCAUCACCAUCAUUAUCGAUCAGGAUCGUCGAGGUAUCAUCAUCGUCGUCGUUCAAUAUCACCUCGUUCUCAUCCACAUCGUUCAAGAUAUUUUUCUUCAACAUCUUCAUCUUUAUCAUUUUCACCUCGUCGUCGAAGUUCAAGUCGAACAUCAUCUUCAUCAACUCGUAGUUCAUCAUCAUAUUCUUCAAUAUCUCGUACAUCAUCAUCUCGUUCAUCAUCAAGAAAUUAUUAUCAUUAUCGUCAUGAUAAAAAAUUUCGUCGUUCACCAACAUUAGAAAAAUUAUUUCUUAAAGCAUCAGAAUCUAUUGAAUCAGUAUCAACACAAAAAAAUCCAAAUCAAUCAUCAUCAGCAACUCAUUUGAUACCUGUUCAAACAUCAUCUAUAAAUUCUGAUAUACAAUUAUCAUCAUCAUCGAUGAAUUCUCUUUCAGAACCGAAUACAUUUUAUGCAGAGAAUUUUUCGGGAUUUUCCGCUCCACCACCACCCUCAUUUCUAGCUCAACCAUCACAACGUUGUUUGAAAGAAAUAACAACCGAUUCAUCAACAUCACGUCGUUUAAUAUUAAAUGAAGUUCAAACAGUUCCAUCAACGACAUUCAAUGAUAUAAUACCAACGAAAACUAUUCAAUCAAUGGAUAUUUCAACAAAUGUUCGUUCUACAUCCGGUAAAGCACCACGAAUAUCUCGUUUUUCUGAUAUAGCAACACCAACAACAUCAUCUGAAUCAAUAUUAAAUACAAAUAUACCAGUUGAUACACAUUUAGGUUAUACUCAAAUAAGUGAAAAUAUCAAUUGUUUAUCAUCAUCACGUCGUCAACAAAAACGUCAUAAUCGUGAAGUAAUGGAAUGUGAAUGUACUACAAGUGAAUAUGAUCGUUCACAUGGUAUAAAAGCAUGUGGUUCCGAAUGUCUCAAUCGAAUGUUAUUAAUUGAAUGUGGUCCCAUGUGUCCAUGUGGACAAUGGUGUACAAAUCGUCGUUUUCAACGACGUUCCUAUACAAGUCAUAAAUUAUGUUUAUUUAAAACUGAUAUGAAAGGUUAUGGUUUACGAACAACAUCAUCCAUACGUAAAGGUCGUUUUCUUGUUGAAUAUGUUGGUGAAGUUAUUGAUAUGGAUGAAUUAGGACGACGAAAUAAAAAAUAUAAACGUGAUGGUAAUACACAUCAAUAUGUUAUGUCAUUAAUACAUGGAACAGUAAUUGAUUCAACAAUAAAAGGUAAUUGGGCUAGAUACAUUAAUCAUUCAUGCGAACCAAAUUGUGUUUGUGAAAAAUGGCUUGUUAAUGGUGAAUAUCGUAUGGGAAUAUUUGCUAAACGUGAUUUAGUUUCGAAUGAAGAAAUAACAAUUGAUUAUCGUUUUGAAACAUUUGGUGCGAUUGAUUUAGCUAAUGAAAAAUGUUAUUGUGGUGCACCAACAUGUCGUGGAACAAUUAGUAUUAAAACAAAUAAUAAUAAUAAUUCAAAUAAACGACAAAAAUGUCGUCAACCAUUAGAUGAUGAUGAAUUACUUGAUUAUUUACGUGAUGAUGAUACAAAUGAAUAUAUUAUACCAAAAACAAUUGAUGAAAUUCGUCAAUUAAUACAAAUUAUGUCACGAACAGAUAGUGAAAAUGUUCGUACGAUUGAAUUAGAUCUUAUUAAAAAUAAUUCACAAAAACAAUUUGAAUUACCAAGAUUAUUUUUAGAAUGCAAUGGUUUACAUGUUUUAUGUUCAUGGAUGAAAGAUAUUUUAAUUGAUAAUGAUGAUGAUCAACAACAAUAUUCCGAUGAAUUUAAAUAUCAUUUAUUAGAUUUUAUUCAUACUGUUUUACCAAUUAAAGAUCGAACAAUUGUUAUUAAAAAUGGUUUAUUUGAUUUAGUUUAUAAAAAAUUAAAAUUACCAUUAUCAGCAAUGGAUAAUAGAGAAAAUAAUGAUGAAGAACAAAUUGAAAAUUUAAUGAAUUCAAUGCUUAAUCAUCUUGAUAAUCCAAUAAUAGCGAAACUUUUUCAUAUUUAUUCAACAUGGAUGUCAUUAAAAGAACGUUAUAUUAUUCCAAAACGAAAAGAAUCCCAAGAUACAUCAAAUCAUCAUCAUCGUUAUCAUCACCAUCAUCAUAGUUCAAAACAUCGUUAUGAAGAAACUAAUUCCCGAUUAAAUUUUAGUACACGUUCAUCAACAAUACAACAAAAACCAUUUGAUCGACCAUUUGGUAGACGUUCAUAUAUUGCACGUGAUACUCCGCGUACACAAGAACAACAAUUAUCUAAAGAUGAACGAAGAAAAUUAUUUGAACAACAAUAUGAAGAUGCAGAAAAAGCAAGAGUAGCAGCAGCUACAGCAGCUAUCAAUGAUGAAAGUCCAGGAACACAAAAUGAACCACCACAUAAGAAACAGCGAACAUCCGAUAAUAUGGAAUCAAUGAUACCAAGUACUCCACCUCAACCGGAUGCUUCAUCGAUGUCUAAUGUUCAUCCUUGGACAAUACCAUUAAAUACUGCUUUUCCAAAUCAAAUGGAUCAAACAUAUUGGAUUCAUCAACAUUUAUCACAAAUUCCUAUUGAUUAUAUUCAUUCAUAUUUGACUUCAACUGGUCAAUCAACUUCUGUAUCAAAUGUUUUAGUUGAUAAAAAUGAUCCUUCUCUUCCUCCACCCGUACGACCUGAUGAUGAAAAUGAAUUAUCACGUAUUAUCCGUUUACCAUCCGGCUGGUCUGUUGCAGUGUGCCCGUCAGAUUCUUCUGUUUAUUUUUAUAAUCGACAAACAAUGGCUACUAGUUGGACGCCACCCAUAAUAAGUACUCCAACAGAAACUUCAAUGCCAUGUCCACCACCUGGACCUCUCGAUCUAAGUCCUCUUUCAUCGGCUCAAAUUCAUGAUCAACAUCGUCCACAUCCUCAUCAUCAUCAGUCCUCUGCUUCGUCUCGUUCAGUUAUGAAAUUAUCAAAGCAUCCUCAUCGUCACAGUCGUAGUCAUCGACAUCAUCACAUGAGUAGUAUUAAUAAACGAAAACGACCGUUAACAGUCGAAUCUACAACUGUUAUUAAAGAAGAACUUCAUCCGCCAACAACAGAAGAAACAUCAAUGAUAACUUCUAAUGAACAAAUCAAAGAAGAAGAAAUGAAUGAUAAAAAUCCAAUAGAACAUACAGAAGAAAAUGCUGUCACUGAUUCUAAAGUAUCUAUGGAUGAGAAUAAUGAAAAUAUUGCAUCAACAACAACAAAAGAAUCAUUAGAAAUGAAUGAUAAUAUUGAAGAAUCAAUAUCUUCUAAUAAUCAUACAUCAUUAUCUUCGGCAUCAAAAGUUAGUCGUGAUCAUCUUCGUCGAAAUAUUUCUCAACAUGUUCAUGCAACAUUAAAACCAUAUACAAAACGAACAUGUAAACAAGGACGUAUUGUAUCAACGGAUGAUAUAAAAUAUCUUGUUAAAAAAUUUACAUUAGCUGUACUUGAGAAAGAAAUUGAAAAAGCUAAAAAUGAAGGAAUACCAUUACCACCAAUAUUAACUGAACGUGUACGAUUAAAAACUGAAGUUUAUAUUAAAAAAUAUAUGAAUAAAAUGGGUCCUGUAUUUCAACGACAUGAUGCUACUGCUCAUUCACUUUCUCAACAACCACCACCACAACCAUCAUCAUCACAGCCGAUGACAACAACAACAACAGCAACAGCAACAGAUUUAGAAUGA